Messenger RNA from Vicia faba (fava bean), 336 nucleotides. Lineage: Eukaryota; Viridiplantae; Streptophyta; Magnoliopsida; Fabales; Fabaceae. The record is from the annotation of a GenBank genome assembly.
AUGCUGAAAGCACGAAUAAGGUAUUGCUCCUUCUCUUCACUUAUUCUCGUAGCUCUUCUCCGCCUUGCUUCUUGUAAUUCUUUCCCUUCUGUUCAGAUUCUUUUACACUCUUUUCCGUUUUUCAGCGUGUCUGAGUUUGUUGUUGAGAGUGAGUACCAGUUGAGAAUUUUUGUGAAUAAUGAAUGGUGUUCUGAAGGACAGGAUUUGGGAGUUCUCUCGUUAGAAGUCAGAUUGACGAACGGGUGCUUUGUGACAUUGAGCUUGGAUAUUAACCUCCAUGAUCUGAUUCAAAUUGUGGCUGCUUAUUGUCUUUUACUGCAAGUUUUUUUCUUCUGA